Molecule: messenger RNA, 2850 nt
Organism: Letharia lupina
Lineage: Eukaryota; Fungi; Ascomycota; Lecanoromycetes; Lecanorales; Parmeliaceae
Exons: 8
Coding region: 1-2850 (949 amino acids)
Molecular function (GO): ATP-dependent chromatin remodeler activity; ATP binding
Source: RefSeq, a predicted model, not a curated record
AUGGAUUCCAGGGAGCCUGACCAUUGGCCGCGCAAAAGAAUCCGCCUAGAGUCUACCUUUCAAUCUCGAAUCAUAUCAUACAGCUCUUCUCAAGAUCGCACACUUGAUGAAGGUCGUGAUCAUGGCGUCUACACUCAAGUGCUGCCGAGGUUGAACCUUGAGGAAGCGGGAAACAUCAAUCCAUCCAUCUCGACAUACGAAACGCACCAUCACUUGACUGUGGACCACCAAUCCACCCAGUACACGAGAUUGGAUCAUCGAGGUACAAUAAGGCCUGAAGGCAACAUAAGCUCCUUGCCUUUGGCUUUGUCUGCUGCUGCUGGAACCGCGUCUGACAGCAAUGAUGGGCUCUCCAACAGAGACCCUACCGACCAGGUGUGCUUUGGCAUGCUUGAUAACAUUCCUGUUCACCAACUGAAAUCCAACUCUUUGGACACCGCUAGCUUUCCGGUCUAUCUGGAUACGGGUUCCGAGGCUUUACAACUCCAAAAGUCAUGUGGAACGGUUGUUGGCAGACUCAAUCCGCGUCACUCCAAAUUGAUUAGAGUUCUUUACGAUGGAGAGAGCAUUGAAUUGCAAGCACUCUUCGUUCCAUCGCCUUCCCGACAUGCUUGGACUAGGCUAUCAAAACCAACAGGCCGAAAGCCAGAACGGCUGCAAGCUAGAUUUCCAACCCUUUCUGUAAUCGUGUAUGGAUCCAUGGAUAUGUUUGAAUCGACUGGCAAUUUCCUGUCACGGUGUUCGGAAUAUCUGCAAUCUCCCUUGUGUUGCGAUCGUGACGUUCCAUAUUGUAACCCUCAAAGCCUCGUUGGGAGAAACAAGGAUCCACAGAUGACCUUCAAGCUCCAAGGGGAUUUACCGCUUUCCCAGGUGGAGACCAUGACACGAGGUGCUGAUCCAUCUGCCGUGCUAGAGACCGAGGACUCUAACCCAGAGACGGGGGCGCCAGCUGCGGUGAAGUCCUCUCUUUAUAGUCAUCAAAAGCGAGCAUUAUCAUUCAUGCUUAUGAGGGAACGGGGUAUGCGGCCGUUCAUCAAACAGCAGGAACAGUGGAGAGCUAUUUUUGACGAGAGUGAUAGCAUCACUAAGCAUUUGAACACAGCGACAGGAGAGGUCUGCGACAUCCGCCCGGUUGAAGUCCGAGGAGGAGUCUUAGCGGACUCAAUGGGACUAGGCAAAUCCUUGAGUAUAAUCAGCUUAUUGGCGACCGAUUGGCCGCAUCACAAUAUGGGCUCGCUAGAAUUAUCUCCUACACUUCUAGUCGUACCGCCGUCCCUGCUUCGAACAUGGGAAGAGGAGUUAAGGAGACAUCUUCAUCCAGGAACCCUUCGCCAUUGGCUAUAUCAUGGACGAAAACGCUCGGAAGAUAUGAGCUCGAUGCUUGCGCACGACAUAGUGAUUACAACCUACGAAGUGGUCGCUACCGAAUGGAAGAGCCUCGAGAAGGGACCGAGGCCCCUUUUUUCCAUUAAUUGGCGCCGGAUCGUCUUGGAUGAAGGCAAGCCACUGUGUCUCCAGACCAUAGAACAGGCUAACGCAAGCUAUCUAGCCCAUGAGAUCCGUGUAGGUACCACCUUGAGGGCGAAAGCCAUCUGCGCUCUUCGAGGACACAUACGCUGGGUUUCAACCGGGACCCCCAUACAAAAUCGAUGGGAAGACCUCGCCAGCUUACUCAAAUUCCUCAGGGUCUACCCAGAUCAAGACCUGAGAUCGCUCACGACAAUGUUGAGACGGAAUGCAGUCAAUUCGAACUUGAGAAGCAUUCUUGCGCCGUUAUGUCUUCGCCGAUCCAAACAGGCAAUAGACCUGCCAAGUCGAACGGACAGAACCCAUAAAGUAGACUUCGACGCCGAGGAGGCUACUCAUUAUAACAGCAUCAACAUUCGCGUUACGGGGUUUCUUGAACAACAAGCCGGGCAGACCAGCUUAGGGUCGUACUCUAAUAUCUUGACCAAAAUCAAUUCACUGAGACAGAUAUGCAAUCUCGGUACGUACUACCAAGGCGAUAUAGGAGCGCUCGAGACUCAGGUUACCGCGAUGCAAGAGGUUUUUGACGGGAUGAUAUCCACUGGGGCCGCCGUGUGCUGCAAAUGCGAUAGAGAUUUGUCAAAAGGGGACGAGAACAACGAAUCGCGAAUUGGUGGCACGGAUGGCAUCGAGUCCAAAACACGGAUAGCUACAUGCGGUGAAAUCAUCUGUGCUUCUUGCUUCGCCCUCUCCGAAAUAGUCAAGUGCCCCAGCGAUGGAAGAUGCCAACAUCAGAGCUCGUGUGAGCUUUUUACGGUGAGCUCAUCCGGCUCAUUCGGCCUUCCGGCAAUUCAAUCCAACUCCCGAUUACCGGUAAAAAUGAGGGCACUCCAAGAAGAUCUCUUGGCCUUACCAGAGACGGACAAGAGUAUCGUUUUCUCGUUUUGGACUACCACCUUGGAUCUUGCCGGACUGGCGUUGGACCAAGUCCACUUACCCUACACUCGUGUUGAUGGUACGAUGCUUGCCAAGCAAAGACAGCUGGCGCUUGAAAGCUUUGUCGAGGAACCUCGUAUCCGUACCAUUCUCAUUUCGCUGCGCUGUGGUUCGACCGGGCUGAAUCUGACGGCCGCAAACCAUGUCUUCCUCAUGGAACCACAAUGGAACCCCAUGGUCGAGGACCAGGCUUUCGAUCGCGUGCAUAGGAUUGGGCAGAAAAAGGAUGUCACGACUGUUCGCUAUAUUGUGAAAAAUACUCUAGAGGAGAGCAUUCGCCAUCAGCAGUCGAAGAAGAGAAAUCUAGCCGAGCAAGCAUUUGCUCUGGCCAAAGGUCACAAUGAUUGGAUCGAGCGCAUCCGGGCAAUGCUCUCUGCCGUGCCCUAA